UUCAGGUACCAGGACAUCCUCCACUCGGUCCAUCUGACGCGUAAGAGCAAGCCGGGCCUCAGGACCUGCGAUGGUUUCACCGAGCUGCUCAACUACCUGCGCAGUGACAUCCAGGAGAUCGCCUCACGACUCCAGAAGGGAGGCCUGGGAUACCUGGAGGACAACGUAGACAUCGAAGAACAGAUGAAAGACAUGGAGAAGUUGAAAGACUUUGGAGAGAUCGUCAUCACCAUCCAGGCCUGUGUGAUCAAAAAGUUCCUGCAGGGAUUCAUGGCCCCCAAGCAGAAGAAGAAGAAAAAGACAGCAGGAGAGGAAAGCAGCAAGGCAGAGGAAGUGGAUGAUGAGAAGAGGCUGGCAGAAGAGGCCAGGGUGGCAACAGCGGUGGAAAAGUGGAAGACUGCUAUCCGAGAGGCCCAGACCUUCUCCCGCAUGCACGUCCUGCUGGGAAUGUUGGACGCCUGCAUAAAAUGGGACAUGUCCGCCGAGAACGCUCGCUGCAAAGUCUGUCGCAAGAAAGGGGACGAUGAGAAACUGAUCCUCUGUGACGAGUGCAACAAGGCCUUCCAUCUGUUCUGUCUGCGGCCGGCUCUGUACCGCAUCCCAGACGGAGAGUGGCUGUGCCCGGCCUGCCAGCCCACUGUGGCCCGGAGGGGGUCCCGCUCCAGGUAACCGUCGCACUUUGACCCUGUCCUGCAUCGUGAAUUUAAAGUCUUGUACAACAUCGUGGUAACCUUCUUCUAUAUAGAGGUCAUGAGAAUAUUAAUAUAUAGUAUUAAAAUGUUCUUACAGUGCAUGACAUUAAAGAGACUGUGAAGUGCAUU
Notothenia coriiceps (black rockcod) is the source of this 821-nucleotide messenger RNA. Its product is annotated as tyrosine-protein kinase BAZ1B-like. The record is from RefSeq and is a predicted model, not a curated record. Gene Ontology annotation, molecular function: histone H2AXY142 kinase activity; histone binding. Gene Ontology annotation, cellular component: WICH complex. The coding region runs from base 184 to 669 and encodes 161 amino acids. Gene Ontology annotation, biological process: chromatin remodeling; DNA damage response. The transcript is spliced from 4 exons. Lineage: Eukaryota; Metazoa; Chordata; Actinopteri; Perciformes; Nototheniidae.